CCAUUCUCCCAUUUCCUCACAAGUAGCCUCCAUCACCAACCUACCAUUUAGUUCCUGCUUAUCGUUAGCAGAGACAGGACAAAAACAAGGCCAAGACAGCCCUUUUCUCAAAGAUUUGGUUUUCUGCUGCUGCAUCUUACAAUCUCAGGACUACUAUGCAGCGUUUGAUUGCAGGGCAUGUGGGAAAGCUGGCUCGUCACACGACAGUGGCCAUGAACACCAGCAGUGUGAGGAUGGCAAGCCAAAGUCACGAGCUGUCAGAGACAGUAGACAUGUCCAAACCAAUGUACUGUGAUCGUGUGGACAUCCCCCUGCCGGACAAACCCUACAAAGAUGUUCUGACUGAUGCCGACAAGAGCCUAAAACAGAAGGAGAAAGGACCGUGGGGAAAACUGACCAAAGAGGAGAAGCUUGCCUUGUAUCGUCUCACAUUCUGCCAGACUUACCCAGAAAUGAAGCAGAAGACAUCUGAGUGGAUGACUGUCCUGGGUGGCAUCUUCUUCUUUCUGGGUUUCACUGGCCUGGUGGUCUGGUGGCAGAGAGUUUAUGUCUAUCCUCCACGCCCUAGAACCGUUGAAGAAGAGUGGCAGGCCAAGCAGCUGCAGAGGAUGUUGGACAUGAGGAUUAACCCGGUCCAGGGAUUCUCCGCCAAGUGGGACUAUGAGAAGGGCCAGUGGAAGUAAACAGACGACUGGACUGGGACUGAGUUGGUACAGAGUCAAGUUCUCUGACCUCGAAUCAUGGUUUUGGUCCAUUUUGAACAGUAUGGUUUUUGCAUAUAUGAUCCACAUUCACUAAAAUAAAGGAUCCCAUUCAA
This is a messenger RNA of Melanotaenia boesemani (Boeseman's rainbowfish), 817 nucleotides long. Its product is annotated as cytochrome c oxidase subunit 4 isoform 2, mitochondrial. Gene Ontology annotation, biological process: mitochondrial electron transport, cytochrome c to oxygen. The transcript has 5 exons. Lineage: Eukaryota; Metazoa; Chordata; Actinopteri; Atheriniformes; Melanotaeniidae. The coding region runs from base 156 to 683 and encodes 175 amino acids. The record is from RefSeq and is a predicted model, not a curated record.